Molecule: messenger RNA, 276 nt
Organism: Schistosoma margrebowiei
Lineage: Eukaryota; Metazoa; Platyhelminthes; Trematoda; Strigeidida; Schistosomatidae
Source: the annotation of a GenBank genome assembly
AUGGCAUAUGAUUCACUGACAUUCGCAUUUCGUAAAGGUGAAAUUGACUUUGAUGAUGAUACGGUACUAUUAAAAUGUUUUGAUGAAUAUAACGAAUUGGUAGUUGAGAAUGUACCACCAAGUCGCCUUCUAAUACAUAAACUUGGAGAUGGUUGGAAUCCCUUGUGUAAGUUUUUGAAUGUGAAUGUACCUCGUUGUAUACCAUAUCCUCAUGUCAGUGAUCGGAACGAAACACAGAAGCGUGCUGAUGUGCUCAAAACGAUUGGUAUCCUCUGA